Condylura cristata (star-nosed mole) is the source of this 6455-nucleotide messenger RNA. RefSeq names its product fer-1-like family member 5 (gene FER1L5). Gene Ontology annotation, cellular component: T-tubule; membrane; cytoplasmic vesicle. The record is from RefSeq and is a predicted model, not a curated record. Gene Ontology annotation, biological process: vesicle fusion; macrophage activation involved in immune response; T-tubule organization. NCBI's taxonomy places the organism in Eukaryota, Metazoa, Chordata, Mammalia, Eulipotyphla, Talpidae. Gene Ontology annotation, molecular function: calcium-dependent phospholipid binding; calcium ion binding.
AUGCUGCGGCUGUUUGUAGAGUCAGCCAGUAUUGAACCUCCCCGAAGCCCCCCACCCCGACCCUGCAUGUCCAUCUACUUCAGAGAUUUCAAGAAGAGAACCCGUGAGCUGGAAGGGAACAACCCCAUAUGGAAUGAGACCCUAAUCUGGCACCUCGCAAACUGGCCCCUGGAGAAUGACUCUUCCCUGCAAGUCAUCCUUCGGGACAUGAACGCAAUAAAGAAAGAAAGGUUCAUUGGAAUGGGCACAAUACUGCUCAAGUCUUUGGUGAAUAAACCGAAGAGAGUCCUUUAUGUGAAGAACCUGAAGUUGCUUGAUCGCUCCAUGAUGCCCACGGCUUGCACUAUCAACCUACAGGUGACUCAAAUGACCAAGCAGGAUGUUGAGAAGAUAGGUUAUGAAGACCACCUGGACAUAAGUGCACUUGAGGCAACUAGACAGAAAUUGAUAGCUCCCACCUCCACCGUGCCCAAGGCUCUGUCCUCAAGGCCUCAGCACUUUCAGGUCCGAGUGAAGGUGUUUGAAGCCCGACAGCUCAUGGGCAACAACAUCAAGGCGCUGGUGAAGGUGGUCAUCGGAGGCCAUGAGUACCACACCCGAGUCCAGUUGGGAAGUAACCCUUUCUUUAAUGAGCUCUUCGUCCACAAUUUUUAUGAGAUGCCUGCAAAAUUCUUUGAUGAGCUCAUCUUAAUCAGGGUGAUGAAUUCCUCAUUGCUGAGAUUCCAUUCAGAGAUUGGGAGAUUCCAAACAGAUAUUGGGUUUAUUUACCAUUCCCCAGGUCACGCAUUCCUAAGGAAAUGGCUAGGCCUCUGUCAGCCAGAAAAUCCCAACAGUGGCCUAAGAGGCUACCUGAAAGUCACCAUGUGUGCCUUCGGUGCAGGAGACCAGAUCCCGGUAGAUCAAAAGCUGCCCUUUGAGACUGAUGACACCGAUACUCAGAUCUUCAAGUCAGCCGUGGUCCCUAUCACAAUGAUCUACUUACAAUUCUUCAUCUACUGUGGAGAAGACCUCCAUCUCAAGAAACACCACUUAGUGAAUCCUAUGUUGGAGGUGGGACUAGUCGGAGAAAAGCUCAAGACCUUUGUGCAAACCGAAACUGAUAACCCGAUAUGGAACCAGGUCCUGACCUUGCCGGUUCAGAUGCCCUGCCUCUCCACCUUUAUCAAGUUCAGAGUCUUGGACUGCUCCAGUAAUAAUCGCCAGGAUGAGAUCGGGUCAGCGACCGUGAACUUCAACCAUAUCUUCUCCACUGGAGCAGAAGUAGAAGGAACAUACUCUGGCUUCCUACCCUGCUUUGGUCCCAGUUUCCUGAUUCUCCGUGGGGGUAAAAAGGCCCCUUUCAGGAUCCAGAACAGAGACACAACUUUUCUCAGCUCUAUUAAGGAUGGUUUAGCUUAUCGAGGCCGAAUCUUUAUGGAGCUUGUCACCCAUACCACUCCUCAUCAAGAGGCUAGGAUAAAGAAUCUCUCCUAUGAAGUCACCAGAGUAGAGAAGCACAAGAACCGCCUAAAAUAUGGGCUAUGCGUCAUCUUCCUUUCCUGCACCAUGAUGCCCAACUUUAAGGAUCUGAUCCAAUUUGAGGUCAGCAUCGGUCACUAUGGAAACAAGAUGGACCAGAACUACAAGCCUCUGGUCUCAACCACACAGUACAGCCCGGUGAUAUAUGAUGGGAACUUCUACCAUUACGUGCCGUGGUACAACACCAAGCCUGUUGUGGCCGUGACCUCCUUCUGGGAGGAUGUCAACUUCCGCAUGAACUGCCUCAACCUCCUCCACAUCACUCGGGACCGCCUGAAAGCCAAUCUGGACACCCUGAAAUCCAUGAGGAACCCCAUGGACCCAGCGCUGCUCCCUCAGUGGAAAAAGCUACUGAAGGAGCUGGCGGAGGACUGCAAGCGCCCUCUGCCCUGCAUGACCCAUCAGCCCAAAGCCACUGAGCUGGACAAGAAGAGGUGGCAGCUACGCAGCCUCCUCCUGCAGGAACUGGCUCAAAGUGCCAAAGAAGCCAAGCCCAGGAACAUGAUAUCCACGGUGGAGGGCUGGUUGUACCGCCUCAAUGCUGUGCUCCCCGAGCCUCAGGUGAACAUCCCGGACGUGAUGAUCUGGCUGAUGGCCAAAGAACAGCGGGUGGCUUACGCACAGGUGCCCGCCCACAGCAUCCUGUUCUCCCCAGCGGGGACCCUUUACUCUGGAAGAUUCUGUGGGAAGACACAGACCCUUCUCCUGCAGUACCCAGAGGGUGAAGGACAGAAGGACGUGCUCCCGGCCCACCUCCGAGUCUGCAUGUGGCUGGGCAACGUGGUGGACAGCAAGGGCCUGCAGCUGCUCCGCAAGGGCGAGGUGGUGGUGUACGCGGAGACGUACGAAAAUGAGGCCAAGUACAAAGACCAGUGGGGGCAGCAGGGGCUGCAUCACUGCCCCAACUUCUCGGAUGCCAUGGGGCGCAAGGCCCUCCCCAAGGAGGACUUCAAGGAACCCCAUGGAUGGCACUGGCAGGGGAAGUGGACAGUGGAGCCUCAGAGGAGACUCCUCCUGGAUGUAGACAUCAACAAGAGCCAGGUGGUAGAGGAGGUGUACGAGAACCAGCACCGAGACAUCACCGGGGCCUGGGUGUCGGCGGCCAUCCCCAACACUGAUUUGAAUGGACAGCCUGUAGAAGCCCGGGAGAACAUGAAGUGCCCCCAAGGCUGGCAUGUGAAGAAGAACUGGGCUGUGGAGCUGAACCACGCAGUGGACAGUGAGGGCUGGGAGUAUGGAGUGGGGAUCCCACCCUCGGGGCUCCCCCGGGUGUGGAACUCGGUGGAGAAGACCUACUACUCAUAUCGCCGGCGGCGCUGGGCGCGGGUGCGCUUCAGGGACCGUGGAAAUCUGAGCUUUGAGCAGGAGACCCUCUCCUUUCUGCAGCUGCACCACCCCAGCCUGGCAGAGGAGGGCUGGGAGUAUGGCACCUUUGGCUCCAAGUUCCACCUGAACCCUCAGCCUCAAAGUCAGUUUCGCCGCCGCUGCUGGCACCGCAGACUGGCCCCCGACAAGGAGAAGGGCAUUGCGCCCAUAUUCCUCCUGGAGGGAUCCUUGGCACACAGUUUAGAGAUGGAACAUCAGGCUCAGAUGGAAAAGAGCAAGAUGCUACAUCGCAGUAUCUCUAGAUCGUUCAUGGACUCCUUGAGGUCUUUCCUGGAGACCAGCCACGCACCCAGCCUGCCCUUCAUCUACUGCGUCUUCAACAAGCCCCACUACUACCAGCUUUUCUGCUACAUCUACCAGGCCCGGAACCUGACGUCCACCCAGAUCCAGGCGUUCCAGGGACCCUUCAUACGGGUGGUCUUCCUGCACCACAGCCAGUGCACUCAAACCCUGAGGAGCUCUGCAGCUCCAACGUGGGACCAGACACUCAUCUUUCAGCAUCUCCUCCUCUAUGAGAAUCCCCAGGACAUCAAAGAGAGCCCCCCACUUGUGGUGCUGGAGCUGUGGCAGCGAGACUACUGGGGCAAGGAGAGCUUAUGGGGACGGAGCAUGUGGCCCCCGGAGGUUUGGCUGGAUGUCCAAAAGCGGACGCUGCCACCCAUGAGAUGGCAUCCACUUACGAGAGAGUUGGGAGAUGAAGAAGGGGAGAUCUUGGCAUCCUGUGAGCUGAUCCUGGAGACGGAGGUACUGGAGGACCGGGAAUCGCCCAUCAUUAGUGUUCCUUGGAAGAAUGGAUUCUACGCACUCCCCAAGAGCAUGCAGCCCACCCUAAGGAAAAUUGCCAUCGAGCUCCUGGUCUGGGGUCUGCGGAACAUGAAGAAGGUGCGCUCCCCCCAGCUCCUGGUGGAAUGCUGGGAAGAGUCCCUGCAGACGGAACCCAUCAGGGACUUCCAGGCGAACCCCAACUUCAAGGAGUCAGUCCUCUUCCUCACACUGUUCAUGCCUGUGGAGGAGACCUACGUGCUGCCCCUCAUCUUGAAGGUGGUGGAUGUCCAGGACUUUGGGCAACGGACCGUGGUGGGUCAAGCCAACAUCGACUCUCUACAGCCCUACUUCUGUGACCCCUGGGCUGCGAACUAUGUAUCCCAACGGCUUCCAAGUUGGCCUUUCUCUUUGCCCUUGCCCAGGCUUCCCCCACAAGUCAGCCCUGGUGCCCUGUGGGGUUGGUAUCCCUCUUCCCCACUCUGCUCCCCUCUUGAGAUUCACGAGUGCUUUCUCCACACAGUGCUGACUUCGAAAAAGUGCCCCCCGCUCCUAGAUUACUUCUACGGGAAGUUCUGGUUCAAGUCCAGCAAACAUGAGGAUGAGUAUGAGCACGAGGUAGACUGGUGGAGCAAGCUGUUCUGGGCCACGGGAGACACUCCUAAUUCCGUCAUCUACAAGUACAAAGACUACCAUACCCUGAAGGUGUAUGACUGUGAGCUGGAGGCUGUGCCAGCCUUCCAAGGCCUGCAGGACUUCUGCCAGACCUUCAAACUCUACCAGGAACAGCCCAAAGUGGACAGCCCUGCAGUGGGGGAGUUCAAGGGCCUUUUCCGUGUCUACCCCUUUCCUGAGAACCCAGCGUCCCCGAUACCCCCCCGCCAGUUCGUGACUUGGCCCGAGAAAGAGGACUUUCCUCAGCAGUGCGUGGUGCGGGUAUAUGUGGUCCGAGCAAUCAACCUGCAGCCCCAAGACUACAAUGGCCUGUGUGACCCUUAUGUGAUUCUGAAACUGGGACAGACAACGCUUGGCAACCGGGAUGAGUACAAGGCCAAUACUUUGGAUCCCAUCUUUGGCAUGAUGUUUGAACUGAACUGUACCAUCCCCCUGGAGAAGGACCUAGAGAUCCAGUUAUAUGAUUUUGACCUAUUCUCACCUGAUGAUAAGAUUGGAACCACAGUCAUCGAUCUCGAAAACCGACUCCUAUCCAGCUUUGGAGCUCGUUGUGGGCUCUCCAAAUCCUAUUGCAUUUCAGGGCCUUUCAGGUGGCGGGAUCAGAUAACCCCAAGUGUCCUCUUGGAACACCACGCCAAGCGGAAAGCAGUGCCUGCCCCUCAGUUCAGCCCUGAGGAAGACUCGGUUUUCUACAAUGGGAAAAACUUCAAACUGAAAAGCUUUGAGCCCGUGGACCCUAAAGCUCCUUUCUUGGGACCUAAGAAAGAACGGCUUGCACUGCAUCUCCUGCACACCGAGGGGCUGGUGCCUGAGCACAUGGAGACUCGCACGCUGUACAGCGACAGCCAGCCAGGUGUCGACCAGGGGAAGGUACAAAUGUGGGUGGACAUCUUCCCCAAGAAGCUUGGGCCUCCUGCUCCCCCAGUCAACAUCAGUCCCAGAAAGCCUAAAAGGUAUGAGCUGCGCUGUAUCAUCUGGAAAACUGCCAAUGUGGACCUGUGUGACAUCAGCUUAAGUACUGAGAGGAUGAGUGACAUCUACAUCAAAGGGUGGUUAUUCGGGCUAGAGAAGGACAUGCAGAAGACAGAUAUCCACUACCGCUGCAUGACGGGGGAAGCCCACUUCAACUGGAGGUUCAUCUUCACCUUGGACUACCUGGCAGCUGAGCGUGUGUGCGUGCUGAGUCAGAAGGACUACGUCUGGAGCCUGGACCCCAGGAUGAUGAAGUUCCCAGCCCGGCUCAUCAUCCAGGUCUGGGACAAUGACAUAUUCUCCCCUGAUGACUUCCUAGGGGUCCUGGAGCUGGAUUUAUCUGACAUGCCCCUCCCAGCUCGGCACGCCAAACUGUGCUCCACCAGGAUGAUGGACGCUGAGCCCAACCUGCCCCAGUUCCUCCAGUACCAGUACUUCUCCCUCUUCAGAAAGAAGACUGUAACUGGCUGGUGGCCUUGCCAGGUCCUCGAUAACGGCAAAUGGCGCAUGUCGGGUAAAGUGAAGAUGACCCUGGAGAUUCUGUCAGAGAAGGAUGCUUUAAUCAAGCCGGCAGGACGAGGCCAAUCAGAACCCAACCAAUACCCUACACUUCAUCCUCCCAUACGCAUCAACAGCUUUUCCAUAUGGCUGCAUUCACCCAUUCAAAGUUUCUGCCAUGUUUUCUGGAAACGCUAUCGCUACAAGAUCAUUAUCACCUCAAUCAUCAUGGUUAUUGUGCUUGUACUGUUCAACUUCAUCUAUUCAACUCCGAACUAUUUGGCCAUGAACUGGGUCAAACCUGAACUUCGGCUGAACGCUCCCAUGAAAACAUUCAAAAAUAUCUUUGGUUCCAGCAAUCCCAAUGCUACCAUGAUCACCACCCAGCCUGUGAACCCAAAGCCUACAAUAGACCAUAAGUUGAAAUUCCUCCAAGAACCCAUGAAUCACCUGAGAGAUAUUUUUCCAGAACUUCCAGUUCCACAAAACUAGUUCUCACAUGUUUGCCUGGCAUUUCUCCGACAUCAACCCAACCCUUGGGUUUCCCAGCGAUUACUUGUUUCUACCUUCCAGGAUAGAUGCAAGGGGUGAGGGAUAACCUGGCCAUUCUGCUUGGAAACCACUUCUAACAAGGACAGAGUUGU